Didymodactylos carnosus is the source of this 572-nucleotide messenger RNA. The record is from the annotation of a GenBank genome assembly. NCBI's taxonomy places the organism in Eukaryota, Metazoa, Rotifera, Eurotatoria, Philodinida, Philodinidae.
CACCAAUUUCGACAAAUACAGAAUUAUAUAAAUUAUUUAAUGACACAAAUGAGUGUCAUCAAUAUAUAAACGACAAUAACGACAAACAAUUUACUAUUAUCAUUAUAUUUCAUGUUGAGCCACUAGCUAGCAUUGAACAACUUGUUGCCAGUCUCGAGUUAUUAAUUCAGAUUAUUUCUAUGUAUAUUUUUUUCGGCGAUGGUGAUCAACACGAUAAUUGGAAAACUCAAUACACAAAACUGAAGUCGAUAAACACAAUUCCAAAUCAAAAACGAGUUAGUCAACUUUGUUAUGAAAUAUGUGAUCAGAAUAUUGACUAUUAUAAGGCAAAAAGUAGUAGCCAUAAACGAAAACGAGAGUUUUCUGUAGCUAAGAUGUACAGUAAUGAACAAAAGAAGCUUUCAGCCCUGAUGAUAGGAAGCAUGCAGAGAGAAUGUAAUUUUGCGAAGAAACAAAAACUAGCUUGGGAAAAAAAAGAAAAACGAUGUGAAGAUGCAAUAGAGAUUCGAAAAGUUAAAAUAAAUCAGAUUGAAUUAGAAGAUGAAGAUAACAUAGGCGUUCCACCUUCGUAG